This is a messenger RNA of Anguilla rostrata (American eel), 501 nucleotides long. RefSeq names its product mitochondrial contact site and cristae organizing system subunit 10 (gene micos10). Lineage: Eukaryota; Metazoa; Chordata; Actinopteri; Anguilliformes; Anguillidae. Gene Ontology annotation, cellular component: mitochondrion; MICOS complex; mitochondrial inner membrane. The transcript is spliced from 4 exons. The record is from RefSeq and is a predicted model, not a curated record. The coding region runs from base 93 to 323 and encodes 76 amino acids.
AAAGCGUCCAUUCUGCCAUCAACACACAAGACGCGAAGAACUGUAGAAGAAUAUCUCGCGAGAUUUGCAGGAAGGAAAUACUCGGUGCAAACAUGUCUGAGAAUGAGCUGGGUCAGAAGUGGGAUCGCUGUCUCGCCAACACCGCUGUCAAACUGGGGGCGGGCCUCGGACUGGGCAUCGUGUUCUCGGUCGUCUUCUUCAAACGCCGCACGUGGCCAAUAGCUUUCGGCACGGGGGGCGGACUGGGCAUGGCGUACUCCAACUGCCAGCACGACCUGAGGUCGCCAUACCUGCUGCAUGGUCACAUGAUCAAGGAUCAGUAGUGCAGUUUCUUGAAGGAAGCGUCUCUUCUUCUCUCUCUCCCUGACCCUGAUUUGUUUGCACAGUCCUGUCUGUCUGUGUGUCCUGUGGACUGCAGUUUCCUGCCCAUGUACUGAUUGUCGUUCCCGCCGCCCCCAAACAGAACAGUCUGUGUUUAUUUAAUAAAACAACCCAAGUGUA